AUGGAGAAAAAGGAUGCUUGUUUGUUGGCUGUUGACAUAUCCGAAAAACAGUCUACCGAUAUGACAAACGCAUCACCGGCAGUUGUCUCAUCUCGGCAUGUCCAAUUGCCUCCAGUCGUACAAACGAGCUUGCCCAUUUUGAGCUAUUGUGUUGCCAGCAUUGUCAUGACAGUGACCAACAAAUACGUUGUCAGUGGAGAUUUUAAUAUGGUGUUUCUUUUGCUGACCGUUCAGAGCAUUGUCACUGUGGUGCUUUUGCAAACCUUCAAGUUUCUCAAUCUCAUCAAAUUUCGUGCAUACAACACUGAAGAGGCCAAAAAAUGGUUCCCUAUCACCAUCUUUCUUGUGGCCAUGAUCUAUACAGGCUCCAAGGCAUUGCAAUUCCUUCCUAUCCCUGUGUAUACCAUUUUCAAGAAUCUCACUAUUAUAUUGAUUGCAUACGGUGAAGUACUUUGGUUUGGUGGCAGCAUCACAGGCAUGAUGAUGACAUCGUUUAGCUUAAUGACGCUGUCAUCAGUCAUUGCGGGUUGGAACGACGUAUCAGAAGCCAUCAGCUCCAUGAUGGAUGUAUACCGCAGCGAAUACACAGGUGUACCAAUGAUUGGAUACUUUUGGAUGCUCUUCAAUUGCCUUUCUUCAGCAUCCUUUGUGCUGUACAUGCGAAAGCGUAUUAAGUUGACCAAUUUCAAGGAUUUUGAUACCGUAUACUACAAUAACCUUUUAUCUAUCCCUUUGCUCCUUGUCCCAAGCUUACUCCUUGAAGACUGGUCAAUGGCUAAUUUCCAAGUCAACUUCCCUGAUGAGCAGCGCCAGGCACGCAUUUGGGCAAUGAUUUUUUCAGGUGCAUCAGCAUUUGGCAUGUCAUAUGCUUCAGCUUGGUGCGUUCGAACAACCUCAUCGACGACGUAUUCCAUGGUUGGCUCACUCAACAAACUUCCUAUUGCCAUCUCUGGAAUCGUCUUUUUUGGUGAUCCUGCAACCUUUGGAAAUGUAUCCGCCAUCUUAAUUGGCUUCAUUGCUGGUGUUGUAUACUCCUACGCAAAGGCAUAUCCACACAAGUCUUUAUCCCUCACAUCAAGCCCAACUUCAGAUACAAACAACGAAAAGAGAUGA
Molecule: messenger RNA, 1113 nt
Organism: Lichtheimia ornata
Lineage: Eukaryota; Fungi; Mucoromycota; Mucoromycetes; Mucorales; Lichtheimiaceae
Exons: 5
Coding region: 1-1113 (370 amino acids)
Cellular component (GO): Golgi apparatus
Molecular function (GO): GDP-mannose transmembrane transporter activity; antiporter activity
Source: RefSeq, a predicted model, not a curated record